This is a messenger RNA of Tigriopus californicus, 3341 nucleotides long. Its product is annotated as skin secretory protein xP2-like. Lineage: Eukaryota; Metazoa; Arthropoda; Copepoda; Harpacticoida; Harpacticidae. The coding region runs from base 29 to 3073 and encodes 1014 amino acids. The record is from RefSeq and is a predicted model, not a curated record. The transcript has 4 exons.
AUGGAAUUCUGGUGCAGUAGUGAAUAGCAUGAUUCGUCGUAUCGCAAUCAUCGUGGGACUAACAUUGAUGCAAUGGCCUAUGGCCAUGAGUCAACUCACGAGGGAGGAUUUAAUUGAAAUGUUCCGUAAUGACACGGGUCCUGGACUUGUGGUACAAAAGGUGGUUUUAGCAGACCAAAAUCAAAUUUGCUAUUGCCGAUUCAAUCUUUCAACCUCAACAUUAAUGUUCAGCACAGCAUCCACAACAUUAGCUUCCAUUUCAUCAGCAUCGUCAAGUUCUAUGAUGCCAACUUCCUCGCCAUCAGCUAUGUCCACGUCAAGUUCCCAAACAACUAGUUCCACUUCAACAAUAACACCAGUUUCAAGUUCACUCACAAGUAAUUCCACCUCAACAAUUGGUUCCACAUCAAGCUCCCCAACAACUAGUUCCAUGUCAAGUUCUCCAGUAGUGAAUUCCACGUCAAGUUUGCAAACAACUAGUUCGACGUCAAGUUCCCCAACAAUUAUUUCCACGUCCACAAUAACAUCCCCAACAAGUACUUCUUCGUCUCCAAUAACAUUCACAAGAUCCACCACAAGUAGGUCUACUUCCACAAUAACAUUUAAUUCAAAUUCCCCCUCUGUUAGUACAACUUCAAAAAUAACAGCCACAACAACAAGCUCUGUUACUUCAAUAACAUCAACAAGUUCCCCCUCGACUAAUUCCUCCUCUAUAAUUACAUCUACAAAUACACAAACAACUAGUUUCGCUUCUACAAUAACAUCCACAAGUUCCCCAGCAAUUAGUUCUACUACAACAAUGACAUCAGCAAGUUCUGCAACUAGUUUCACUCCUGUAAUAACAUCCCCAACAAGUUCCCCAACAACUAGUGCCACAACUACAAUAACAUCUACAAGCUCCCCAGGAACUAGUUCCACUUCUACAAUAACAUCUACAAGUUUCCCCACAACUAGUUUCACCACUACGAUAACAACCCCAUCAAGUUCAUCAGCAACUAUUUUCAAUUCUACAGUGACAUCUUCGAGUUCACCAACAGUUAGCUCGACUUCUGCAAUAACAUCUAUAAGUUCCCAAACAACUAGUUCCACUUCUACAAUAACAUCCCCAACUUCUUCCCCAACAACUAGUUCUUCUUCAACAAUAACAUCCCCAACAACAAGCACUACAAGUGAAAUAACAUCAACAAGUUCCACUCCGACUAGUACCACUUUUAUGAUAACAUCUACAAGUUCUCCAACCACUAGUUCCUCUUCUACAAUAACAUCCCCAACCACUUCCCCAACAACUAGUUCUACUACAACAAUGACAUCAACAAGUUCUCCAACUAGUUUCACUCCUGUAAUAACAUCCCCAACAAGUUCCCCAACAACUAGUGCCACAACUACAAUAACAUCUACAAGCUCCCCAGGAACUAGUUCCACUUCUACAAUAACAUCCUCAACCACUUCCCCAACAACUAGUUCUUCUUCUUCGACAAUAACAUCCCCAACAACAAGCACUACAAGUGAAAUAAUAUCAACGAGUUCCACCCCAACUAGUACCACUUUUAUGAUAACAUCUACAAGUUCUCCAACAACUAGUUCCUCUUCAACAACUCCAACAUCUACUUUUACAAUAUCAUCAACAAGUUCCCCCCCAGCUAGUUCUACCUCUUUAAUUACAUCUACAAGUUCCCCAAUAACUAGUUCCAUUGCUACAAAAACAUCUCAAACAAGUUUCCCAGCAACUAGUUCCACUUCUGCAAUAACAUCCACAAGUUCGCCAACAACUAGAACCACUACUACAACAAUAGUGUCCAGCACAAAUGUGCAAACAACCGCUACCACAAUGUUAACUGCAUCCCCAAGUUCUCCACCACCGGGAUCACCGUCAGGAAGCCCAACAAGGAAUCCAGGCCUCACAAGCACACCAUUAGCAUCCCCAACAAGCAUUCCUAUUGGAUCUCCAACGAAUACCCCCAAUGGAUCACCUACAAGCAUCCCCAUUGGAUCCCCUACAACUAUCCCUAUUGCAUCACCAACUAAUGUUCAAACUAUGGGAUCAAAUACCCCUCCAACUCUAAUUCCUAUUGGGACACCAACAGUUGCCCAAGAUCAACCACAUGUCCCAAUCCCAUCCCAAGGAGCAGAAGGAGAAACACCUACACCUCAUCCCAUUCAAGUUCCAGCUCCUGCAAAUGGCCUAGCCACUGCUGCAGAAGAAGAAACACCCACGCCAGGUUCGGUUCAAGCUCCAGAAAAGGCCCCAGCUCCUGCUGAGGAAGGAGAAACACCCACACCAGGUCCGGCUCAAGUUCCCGAGAAGGCCCCAGCACCAGCUGCAGAUGGAGAAACACCUACACCAGGCCCUGCUCCAGCUCCUUCAAAAGCCCCAGCUCCAGCCGCAGAAAAAGAAACACCCACACCAGGUCCUGCUCCAGCUCCUGCGAAGGCCCCAGCUCCUGCUGAAGAAGGAGAAACACCCACACCAGGUCCGGCACAAGUUCCCGAGAAGGCCCCAGCCUCAGCUGCAGAUGGAGAAACACCCACACCAGGCCCUGCUCCAGCUCCUGCAAAGGCCCCUGCUCCUGCUGCAGAAGGAGAAACACCCACACCAGUUCCCCCUCUGAUUCCAGUUCCAGCAAAGGCUCAAGUAGCUCUAGCUGCAGAAGGAGAAACACCUACACCAGGUCCGGCACAAGUUCCCGAGAAGGCCCCAGCACCAGCUGCAGAUGGAGAAACACCUACACCAGGCCCUGCUCCAGCUCCUUCAAAGGCCCCAGCUCCAGCCGCAGAAAAAGAAACACCCACACCAGGUCCUGCUCCAGCUCCUGCGAAGGCCCCAGCUCCUGCUGAAGAUGGAGAAACACCCACACCGGGACCCUGUCUGAUUGCACAUCCAGCAAAAGCCCCAGAUUCAGCUGCAGACGGAGAAACACCAUCACCAGGUCCUCCUCAAGCCCCAGGGAAGGCCCCAGAUCCAGCUGCAGAAGACCCUGACCAUACACCUACCCCUGGCAUUGCCCAAGGUACAGUAGAGGAGAGAAGGAUUCGGCACCAGGCCAAGAAGGGGUCAAGGAGAAUUUUUAUUUGAACCAUACUAAAACACCUAAUAAGGGUGGAAGUAUGUGGAGCCGGCUUUUUGAGUAAUAUUUCGAUAAAUAUGCCAAAACAUAUCAACUUUUUUCAUGCACACACCAUUGUGAACGAGCCAAUUAUCUUACGAGGUGAAUAAGAUUAAGUGUAAUUAAAUUAUUUUGGGUUAUUUUGCACCUCAAUAAUACAGGUCUUUUGAAGACAAAAUCACUUUCGACCACAGAUAAAUGUAUUUGUCAAUUGGAAUAAAUCUUGCAUGAUUCUUA